This is a messenger RNA of Alligator sinensis (Chinese alligator), 1629 nucleotides long. Its product is annotated as excitatory amino acid transporter 5-like. NCBI's taxonomy places the organism in Eukaryota, Metazoa, Chordata, Crocodylia, Alligatoridae. Gene Ontology annotation, molecular function: neutral L-amino acid transmembrane transporter activity; glutamate:sodium symporter activity; L-glutamate transmembrane transporter activity. The coding region runs from base 1 to 1629 and encodes 542 amino acids. Gene Ontology annotation, biological process: L-glutamate transmembrane transport. The record is from RefSeq and is a predicted model, not a curated record. The transcript is spliced from 11 exons. Gene Ontology annotation, cellular component: plasma membrane.
AUGUGGGAAUGCAUGAAAAAAAUCUUGUUAAACUCCCUUUGUGUUAGCUUGUUGGGCAUCUGGAACUGGAUACAGAUCUUCUGGAGAAAAAAUGGUCUGUUGACUCUAUCAAUGCUUUCAGUGGUAACUGGAUGCCUCCUGGGAUUUUUGUUAAGGGCUUUGGAGCUAACAGAACUGGAGAAGCAGUAUUUUUCCUUUCCUGGAGAGCUUCUUAUGAGGUUGCUGAAAAUGCUGAUUCUUCCCCUCAUUACUUCCAGCCUGAUGUCAGGGCUGGCCACCAUGGACUCCAAUGCCUGUGGGAAGAUGGGGUUGAUCACACUCACCUAUUACCUUUGGACAACAUUCAUGGCUGUGACUGUUGGGAUUAUUCUCGUGACUAGCAUUCAUCCAGGUGCCGCUGCUCAAAAAGAAGAAUAUGCUGUUGCAAAAGCAGCAUUAAGUUCAGCUGAUGCUUUAUUGGACUUAAUCAGAAAUAUGUUUCCUUCCAACCUGAUUGAGGCUUCGUUCCAGCAGUAUCGAACAGUUCUCGUCCCCGUGGUGAAGACUUCGGGCUUUCCAAACAGCCCAGGGAAAUCUCUCAGUUUUGUUUACUUUGUGCCAGAUGGGGAAAAUCCUGAAAUCAACAGGCCCGUGCUUCUUGAGAUCACCCCAUCUCCUGAAAUGACCUACCAGACCCUGCCCGGUACCAGCAAUGAAAUGAAUGUCUUGGGGAUUGUUAUCUUCUCAGCUACAAUAGGUCUCCUUUUGGGGAAGAUGGGUGAGCGAGGCAUUCCAUUAGUCAAUGUGUGCCAGUGCCUCAAUGAAGCAGUGAUGAGGAUCGUCUCCAUGGCUGUUUGGUACUUUCCAUUUGGCAUUGUUUUUCUCAUUGCUGGAAAGAUCUUGGAGAUGGAAGAUCCAUCUGUGAUUGGAAAGAAAUUGGGACUGUAUGCCAUAACAGUGGUAUCAGGGCUAGUGAUUCAUGGACUUGUCCUCUUGCCUUUGCUUUUCAUAAUCGUUACCAGAAAAAAUCCCUUUGUUUUCAUCCGCGGGAUCCUGCAAGCCUUGCUGAUUGCCUUGGCUACAUCAUCCAGCUCAGCAACCCUCCCCAUCACCCUUAAGUGUCUUUUGGAAAACAAUGGGAUAGACAGAAGAGUGGCACGAUUUGUUCUUCCUGUUGGUGCAACCAUCAAUAUGGAUGGCACUGCCCUGUAUGAAGCUGUUGCUGCUAUCUUCAUUGCUCAGGUUAAUGAUUACGACUUGGACUUGGGACAAAUUAUAACUAUAAGCAUAACAGCAACAGCAGCGAGCAUAGGUGCCGCAGGAAUCCCCCAAUCGGGACUCAUUACAAUGGUCAUUGUACUGACCUCUGUUGGCCUUCCAACUGAUGAAAUCACCCUGAUCAUUGCAGUAGACUGGGCUUUGGAUCGAUUUCGAACAGUGACCAAUGUCCUAGGUGAUGCAUUGGCUGCUGGUAUCAUAGCACACAUCUGCAGACAAGAUUUUGCACCAGAGAAACAAGAUCCAGUCAGCAACAUGGACAAACUGUCUUCUGUAGAGGCUUCGCUUCUCUACCCCAGAGAUUAUGUGAUAGAAAUAACUGAAGAAACUUUGUCUGGAACAGGAAUUAUUUAUAGCAUCUGUCGGGUGUAA